Bacillus rossius redtenbacheri is the source of this 14366-nucleotide messenger RNA. RefSeq names its product FMRFamide receptor. Gene Ontology annotation, molecular function: G protein-coupled receptor activity. The coding region runs from base 864 to 2132 and encodes 422 amino acids. Gene Ontology annotation, cellular component: membrane. The transcript has 3 exons. NCBI's taxonomy places the organism in Eukaryota, Metazoa, Arthropoda, Insecta, Phasmatodea, Bacillidae. Gene Ontology annotation, biological process: G protein-coupled receptor signaling pathway. The record is from RefSeq and is a predicted model, not a curated record.
CAAGUUUCGGCGGGAGCGAGCAGUGUCGCCAACAUGACUACCACAACCCACUGUCUGCUGCGUACAUUGUUGAGGGAGGCCCGGCAGUGCAGCGGUAACCUUGCGUUACGUAAAACUUCCUUCACGAAUCCACCUACGAAGUGAUAUUUUGUUUAAAAUACCCUUGCAGAUAUUUUAUUUUUUAUUUUAUUUUUGUGUGCUACCAUGUUUUAAAUCAUACAUAAUUUUGACACGGGGAAAAAAAUUAAUUUUCUUAUGAUUAUUUCUUGAACUGCUUGAGUUUGAGAGUGCGGAGUGUUCCAUCCCGUUUGGUUUUGAAAGAAUGGAUCGUAACGCAAUCAUACAAUUCGAGUGCUGUGAUUGUUUCGUUUUUACACGAAUAUGUGUGACACAGUGAGUGUUCUUGCGGUUUGAAUGAUUACUCCGAAGAUUUCCUGUGCUUGUGGAUACGACUUCGCAGCGCACGAAGAUAACAACAUAAAGGAGAUCAAUGGCUGGUUUCUGAAUUUAAGUUAUUAAUGCAUUUAUGGAUUUCCAGCUAAGUUGAUAAGAUCACCGCUGUCCAUUGACCUCGACACUCGGCUGAGUUCUACUUCUUCACUCGGUUGGAGAGCACGUGAUGGAGAUAUCCAGCGGCGGCUAGCAAGAGACAGACCGUGAAGAACCCCCCCGUGGCUGCUGUGCGGACGUCGAGAGAGCGAGAGUGUCCGGGACCUUGCGGGCCUCCUGGCGCGGGACAGUGCGGAGUGUCGGUGGUGAUGAGAGUCGCCGAUGAAGGGCCCGGUGCCGGCGAGGCGCGGCCACGCGCGGGCGCCCACGGCGGCGGGAGGCGACCCCCCUCGUAGGUCACCCGGAGCAGAGCCAUGGCCGACAACACCGUGGACCUGAACGGCACCUUGUACGCCGUGUCCGACAGCGAGGGCCGGCGCGCCAUCCUGUUCCAGUUCGUGACCAACGGCGUCUUGCUGAACGCCGUCGGAGCCCUGGGGGUGUUCGGCAACGUCGUCUCCAUGAUCAUCCUGUCGCGGCCGCAGAUGCGCUCGUCCAUCAACUACCUGCUGAUCGGGCUGGCGCGCUGCGACACGGUGCUCAUCAUCACGUCGGUGCUGCUGUUCGGCCUGCCGGCGGUGUUCACCUACACGGGCUUCCUCUUCACCUACUACUUCAAGGUGUACCCGCACAUCGCGCCCUACGUGUUCCCCCUGGCGCUCAUCGCGCAGACGGUGUCCGUCUACCUCACGCUCACCGUCACGCUGGAGCGCUUCGUCGCCGUGUGCCACCCUCUGCGCGCCCGCUCCCUCUGCACGUACGGCCGGGCGCGGCUCUACGUGCUCGCCGUCAUCGCCUUCUCCACGCUCUACAACCUGCCCAGGUUCUGGGACGUGCGCGUCAGCGUGCUGGGCUUCGACGAGCGCCGCAACACCACGCUCUACAUGGUCGAGCCGUCGGGCAUGCGCAGCAACCCCUACUACGUCAAGAUCUACGUGCACUGGCUCUACCUCGUGUUCAUGUACUUCCUGCCGUUCAGCUGCCUGGCGCUCUUCAACGCCGCCAUCUACCGCCAGGUGAGACGGGCCAACAAGGAGCGACAGCGGCUGUCGCGGCUGCAGAAGAAGGAGAUCGGGCUGGCGACGAUGCUGCUGUGCGUGGUGUUCGUGUUCUUCCUGUGCAACAUCCUGGCGCUGGUGAACAACGUGCUGGAGGCGUUCUACGGCGACACCGUGGACCAGCUGGUGAAGACCAGCGACCUGCUCAUCACCAUCAACUCCUCCGUCAACUUCAUCAUCUACGUGACGUUCGGCGAGAAGUUCAAGCGGCUGUUCUUCAAGCUGUUCUGCUCACGCGGCCCGUUCGGCGGCCGCGACUCCCCGGAGGGCGGCACGCACGACGACAGCGUCGUGUCGAACGGCGACGGCAGGAACUGCUCGGUGCGCAGCACGCACGUGUGCCGCCUGGGUCGCGCCGGCACCACGGUGCUGCGCAACGGCAGCGCGUCGCUGGGCGGGCAGCGCAGCGCGAGGCGGCCGCGCGCGCCCUCGCCCGGGCCCUACGUGCACUACCCGGCGCGCGGCGAGUGGGAGUCCUCGGAGCACAAGCCGUCCGUCGUCACCACGGAGCUGGACCGGCUGUAGCCCGUCCGCCCCUGCGCGCCCUCGCCGGCGCUUCAGCCCUGCCCGAACCCGUCUGAGCCAGUCGUGUAACCCAUCGACAUCCUCGUUAUCUCUAUUUGAACCAGAUACGUUGGCAGAGGGCUGGUGAGAGUAGUUCGUAUGUUGGCACCUUUUUUUUAUUAGUGUUGUUUUAUUUAUCUUGCAGUCAUUUAACUAAAUUCGUUGUUUCAGAUAUACAUUUUAACCUGUAUCCUCGCAGUAGUCUCGUGAUUGGGUUUCUAUUCCACAUCUUUAUCAUGAAGUCGUGUAUGCGUACGCGUGACAUCUCGAUUUUCAUUUCAAAGUUUGACGGAAGUUUCAGUAACGGAGAAUUAGAGCCUAAACUAUGUCUCAUUUUAUGUUAAUUUAAGUGUGAACCAACUGUAAAUUUAUGAACGAUCGUAUCAGUGCAGAUAUAUAUACAUAUAUAUAUAUCGCGUAUUUGUUUAAUGUCAACAUACAAAUUAGAUUCCUGUGUACAAGUAUACAUUACUCACAUUUGCUUCCAAAUCGGCUGAUUUCUUAUAAUAAACAUGGCCUUUUUUUUCAGUGGAUCCCUUGUAAUUACCUUAUUUUACAAGUAGUACUUAUUUGUUCACAGUGAUGAGAAACGUGUUGAAACAACUGUGAUCUAAUCAUAAAUUCAGUUCAUAGGUAUAAAGGUUUGCUGCCUAACUUCUAAAUUUCCGGGUCUCUUGUGAAUUUGCUUAUGCUACUCGCUUACACUACCGCUCGAUUGUAAAUGCAACUUAUUUUUUAUCUCUUUUAAACUUUGAAUGCGUCACCGCAUUCCCAGCAGGGCUGAAGUGCUGAUGCGUGGACAGUAAUGAAGAACCAGGGGAAUAAUGUCUAUGUACAGACUGAUGUUGUUCGCCAUCUUCUUGCGACAAACGAACAGCGUGACCGCCGAGUUAUAUCGCAUCGUCUUCGAAGUCAGGCAAUGCGGCGCAACGGUAACUUUUAUUUACUAUCGCCCGGCUAGUGCUCUUGACUUCAGCAGCAAAAUAUAAUAUUACAUCGUCACGAACGUGAAUUUAAAAAAAAAAACUCUACCGAAUGACCAAGAAUGCUGCGAAAACAUUCGACUAAUCCUAGAAAUACGACGAGUCUCACACUUACGGCAUUAGGUAUGUCUGUAUCAACUCAAACACAUGACUGAAACGAUGUUAAUUUAUUUGUAAAACUGUGAUUAAAAUAGGUAGUGCAGUUGUCAGGGUAGAAAAUGUAAACUACGUUAUCAGCGAAAAUGAGAAUCGAAUAUAUCUACUUAAAACACUUGUUAUUAUUGAUGUGUGGUAUUAAGGUAACAAUUACGUAUUUUCAUAGUCACUAAACAACUUUCCAAAAAUAAAGUUUCCAGAAAUUAUUUAGCUUAAAGCAUUGUUGCAGUUACUGUGUUGAAAUAUUAUUUAAAAUACUUUAUGGUUUUUAAGGAAAUAUUGAUCUCUGAAAAACUUAUAAAUACGUAGAAAAAGUAUUUCCUAGUUUCUAAAUGGUUUAAAAAGUAAACAAAUAAUAAAUCAAUGUAGUUUAAUAACAUCAUAAUAAAUACCGUAACCACAAAUACUGGACUUCGUAAUGCAAACAGAAAUUGUAUUGACACUGUAACUAGAAGUAAGCGAUAAUUUAUUCUAACAUAAAACAUUAAAUUCAGUUUGUAACAUGAACAAACUUUAUUUCGGUAGCAAUAAAUUGUAUUUAAAACUCGCAACCUCAAACUUCCUUAAUGCGAGGAAUUUCUUUCUGUGAACAGUGUGUGUGUGUACCAAAUAAGUGAGGUUAAUAUGUCACUUAUUUUACUCUACACAUAGUAAAAAUUGUUCCAUUGUUUAUAAAUAUCAGUAAACAGGUGGUCACGAACUCUGCAGAAAAACUCAAGGGAUGAAUGUCAGUAAACCAAAUAAAAGCUUCGACUUUCAUUAAUAUUAUAAAAUAUUAGUAUUUUUAUCAGAUUUUAUUUUACAUUCUGUUGGUACAUAAUGAAAAAUUUUAUGUUGCACUCUAAAUUUUAUUAUUAUAUUUUUAACAUAUGUACUUAUAGUUAAUAAGCUAUAAUUUCAACAAAAAAAUGCAACUGCAUCAUUUUCUCAAGAAAAAAAGACUUCGUUGUUUGGGAACACAAAAGGGGCAUAUGUUAUUUUUCUUGCUCGAUACUGUCUCUUACACUCACUACAGUAGUACCUGGCUGAGAAAAAUAUAGUGUUGUACCCACAAGCCUUCCAGAAUGUUAAUAUAUGGACAAAAAUGUACUGAUUUAGAGAUGUGACUAUUCCUGCAAUGUAUAAAAAUAUUUUAAAGAGAAAGUGUUAGUGUGUUAUCUCCUGCAGCGACUCGAACAGAGUUGCCAAGGGAGAUAGGGUGGGUUUUUAUCUUGCGAAGAAACUCAAACAGUUUUGUGUACAAGACGCUUUUAUUGGUUAUGAUAUAGCACACGACAAACAUGCAAACUUGGUACCGUUACGUCGCCGUUUGAUUCAAUAGCUGAAACAGGUUAACUGCAAAUGGCUGACGAUCUCUGUGAACACAAAUUACACACUUUUAAUUUGAUGCAAUAAUCUCGUAAUAACAACAAAUAAUAAUCCUGACAAUUAGCGAUUAUAUUAGCAAUGGCAACAAACAAUGUAAUUUUGGUCUUCUAGUUUCUUUGAAUUAAUUUACUGUUACUUCCAAAAUUCCAAACUAUACUUAACUUUACUGAAUUACACACAAUCUUUAUCUGACACACAAUUUAUAAGAUACACUUGAUUUAGACUUAGAACUACGCCGCGAGUUUUGGUCCGCCCUCCAUUUAUAUAAAAAACAUUUAAGUCAAAUCCCUAGUGGCGCCUUCGCCUACACACUAUUGAGGUGCGGCCAACUCAUCGUCUUUAUAUUUCCGGUUAUCCGGCGUCUCAGUCCUGUCUCUAUCAAAUUACUACUCUAUGUACAAUGUCAAUUCCGGGUCAUUUCGCCAACGCUGCCUAUAAACCCUCUUCGCCGUAUGCGGACGAUGUAAAUGUCGACUUCCACUCUCGUUGCGCCGACUCGCUCCUUCCCCACUCGCUGAGUGAGUGUCCCUAAUCAAAAGUCUGCUCCCUUCACUAUUUUCCUUCAGGGGGUAUUCACCCACCCCUGAGGACUUCAAAUUUGACUAGCAGCUUUUCACAAAAUUACUCGCCGAGCGAGUUCCUACUCGCUCCUGGCGAGUAUUGGUGGCGAGUCGUGGCGUCUGAGGUUAAGUCCGUUUCUUCUUAUUAUGUCGUCUGCGGCUAAGUCCCGGUCCAGUGUGAAAAGUUAAAGUCCCACUUACUGCUUGUUGAAAUUCGGCUAAGUCCCACCUCGGCUGCUGAUGGAGGUGAUAGACUCCGGAGGUCACGGCGCGGCAGCCGCAGGCAGAGUCCGGUUGGAGCCUCUCUCGUGGUGGAGCAGCGAUUCCCUUCUGCCCCUGGUGCUGACUUGUCUAAGCCGGCAGCGUCGUGGUGUAGCGCAGUUCCGGGCCUCGUGGGCGAUGGCGGCAGUGUUACGAUCUGUUGUCUUCUUCGGAGCGGUGGUAAGCCGGAGCCUCUGGCUGGCAGCCAGGCACCUUUUGCUUGCUGCUUGAUAACAAACCCGUAUUUAUACCCGGCGAACCCAGCAUGACAUCAUCAAGUGCCAAUCAGCACAGACUUGAAGUGACAUCAUCUAGAGCCAAUCAGCGCUCACUGCCUUGUUGCUAAGGGCUCGGUCGCCUGCGAGUCUCCGGGUUUCCUGGGACCUAGGAGUUAUGCAACCUCUUAGACUCCCGUGUAGUGCAGAUGUCCUGCAUUUUGGGGAAUUCUCGUUGGGUAGGAGUUUCCUACCAUAACAAGUGUAUACUCGAAAAAUAUUUGACCGAUCUCAAAAUUUCUUUCAUUGAUUGUACUCUUCACUCGAAAUCGGAUAUGAUCUACAAUAAAUAGGCAUGCCGUAAGUCGUGCAAGUAACGUUCCAGUUAAAGAAGUGUUUGUAUGCCUAACAGGGAAUGUGAUUCUGAGUCAAGGAUGAAAAAAAAACCUCAACUGUGGAGGCAAACGUAACUGUGUACUGGGAUGAUAAACGUGAUGAUAAAGCCCAAGCUAUGAUUUAAGGAAAGCCUGUUUAACAUUAGUGAUUUAUUUUCCGCUUAUUGCAUGCAUAUAGGCCUGGACUCGAGAGAUGACUUGUGUCGUUUCCGCCCCGCGCGAGAAACCCUCGGACCGCAGAUUACGCGACCUCUGCCCCCCUUUCUAGCUGCGCCCUUGGGGACCAAAGUCUGUAGUGACCUGUAGUGAGGUACCAUCCCUGCAGUCGCCUGUGGCGAGGUACCAUCCCUGCAGUGACCUGUAGUGAGUUACCAUCCCUGCAGUGGUCUGUAGUGAGGUACCAUCCCUGUAGAGGUCUGUAGUGAGGUACCAUCCCUGCAGUGGCCUGUCGUGAGGUACCAUCCCUGCAGUGGCCUGUCGUGAGGUACCAUCCCUGCAGUGGCCUGUAGUGAGGUACCAUCCCUGCAGUGGCCUGUCGUGAGGUACUAUCCCUGCAGUGGCCUGUCGUGAGGUACCAUCCCUGCAGUGGCCUGUCGUGAGGUACCAUCCCUGCAGUGGCCUGUCGUGAGGUACCAUCCCUGCAGUGGCCUGUAGUGAGGUACCAUCCCUGCAGUGGUCUGUCGUGAGGUACCAUCCCUGUAGAGGUCUGUAGUGAGGUACCAUCCCUGCAGUGGCCUGUCGUGAGGUACCAUCCCUGCAGUGGCCUGUAGUGAGGUACCAUCCCUGCAGUGGUCUGUAGUGAGGUACCAUCCCUGUAGAGGUCUGUAGUGAGGUACCAUCCCUGCAGUGGCCUGUCGUGAGGUACCAUCCCUGCAGUGGCCUGUCGUGAGGUACCAUCCCUGCAGUGGCCUGUCGUGAGGUACCAUCCCUGCAGUGGCCUGUAGUGAGGUACCAUCCCUGCAGUGGUCUGUCGUGAGGUACCAUCCCUGUAGAGGUCUGUAGUGAGGUACCAUCCCUGCAGUGGCCUGUCGUGAGGUACCAUUCCUGCAGUGGCCUGUCGUGAGGUACCAUCCCUGCAGUGGCCUGUAGUGAGGUACCAUCCCUGCAGUGGCCUGUCGUGAGGUACUAUCCCUGCAGUGGCCUGUCGUGAGGUACCAUCCCUGCAGUGGCCUGUCGUGAGGUACCAUUCCUGCAGUGGCCUGUCGUGAGGUACCAUCCCUGUAGAGGUCUGUAGUGAGGUACCAUCCCUGCAGUGGCCUGUCGUGAGGUACUAUCCCUGCAGUGGCCUGUCGUGAGGUACUAUCCCUGCAGUGGCCUGUCGUGAGGUACUAUCCCUGCAGUGGCCUGUAGUGAGGUACCAUCCCUGCAGUGGCCUGUCGUGAGGUACCAUCCCUGCAGUGGCCUGUCGUGAGGUGCCAUCCCUGCAGUGGCCUGUCGUGAGGUACCAUCCCUGCAGUGGCCUGUCGUGAGGUACCAUCCCUGCAGUGGCCUGUAGUGAGGUACCAUCCCUGCAGUGGUCUGUCGUGAGGUACCAUCCCUGCAGUGGCCUGUAGUGAGGUACCGUCCCUGCAGUGGCCUGUAGUGAGGCAUCAUCCCUGCAGUGGCCUGGAAUCGUUCAAGGGAACCACGCAAGUCGCCAGUCAUGUUGGCCGAACCAGAAUCCCAGACCGUGGUAGUGCUCUCACGUGCCUUACCACGGCGACACCUCACUACCGUGCGUCGCCGUGCGACGGGCUGCAAUUUGAGGGAGGAGAACUGAAGAAACGAUAGAUACUUGCAGAUUUAACAAAUGUACCAUACCUCACGGGAAAUUUUUUUAAGGACCGAAUUCUAUACUGAAAAAUAAACCACAAUGCAAUUUACGGGUCCUGUCUAUCUGGCACUUAAUUUCACUGAAAACUGUUUGAAAUGCAUGUUUUCGCAAGAAACAAUGGAAUUUGCUUGCAGUUCUUUUCACCUGAGAAGAAAUCAGCCUAAAUUUAAGUUCGGGAAUCGGUUUUAAAAUAUUGUGUUAGUGUCGGAUAUACGUUAUAUUGAAGCUAUUAACAUAUUAGUUGUAUACUUUAACAUUGAUUUGUAUUUAAAUCGUUCCAUUGAAUAUCCACGAAAUUAUCCCAAUUUUAAGCACUGAUUUUUACUACACGCUUUCACCCACAAAAAAAAAAAAAAAGUAGCUUGGAGUGAAGUCCUACAGGUGAAUCCGUCACUUCAGAGAAUAGAGGCGUUAGGUAACUUGUAGCGCAAGCGACCUUCGUUUUUAGAGCUUCCUUGUUUCCGUACAAGAAGUAACAACAAAUCCAAAAAGAGUGGACCACUUAAGGUUGAAUACUAGUCUCGUGACCAUUCUGUUUACAUGACUAUCAAUACUGUCGUGUCUUGUGUCACCAGAGUGUAUCACUAGAAAUGGAAAAAAAAACUUACAUAGUUAUAAGGAAUAAAGAAGUUACGUUCACAAAGUUUUAAAGUUUUAUUUUCCUACUGCCAAUUUCGAGAGAACUUAUUAUGAAAGCUUUAUGAUGAGAUCUAAAACUUUUAAAGUUCAAAUUUCCAUGAACUUGGCAAAAUUUUCAGCACUUAUUUGUUGUGUUUAAGUACAUAAAUACAAGUGUGACACAAGCAAUUAAAUUUUUUAAAAAUGCACUUUGACAGCACAAAUAUUUACAUGAGUCAUAAUAAAAAGGUCAGGAUCUGACAAAAUAUUUUUAAUCAUCCCGUUAUAAUUGUUUUAUAUUAAUUUAAUUACACAAGCAAUGUCCGUUUUGCAUUCCUUAGUUUUAAAUGGAUAAUUUACAUCAAAAAUAUAACGAAUAUGCGCGGACCUUGAAGCAAGCGUCUACCUCAGUGUUAGAUGUUAAAGUGUGAUAUGGUUUUAUUUUUAUGUAUUUUUUAUGUAGUUCUGCUUGUUUUGCAAUACCAGCACCUACUGUUUUAUACAGAACUAUACAAAUAGCUUUCGAAGCGAAGAUAAUCUCUCCAUCGUUCUCGUAAUUAAUGCGUAAAUCAUCAUCAUUAUACACCAAGAAUUUGCUCAACGUAUAGUUUAAUUUUCCUUCUCAAUUUCAAUCAGUUUUUACUAUAGUGUGCAUGUGAUGAAUCAUCUUCUGAAGCAUCAUUGGUUUUUAAAUUUAACAUAUAUUUAAAAUGAUUAUAUUUCUUUUUUAAAUAAAGGCAACAACUGCUCGCAACUUUUAAACGAUGAUUUGAUUUAGAGUAUUACAUCUCUUAAACAAAAAGUUGUUUAAGAGUAUCCAAUUGUAACAAGUAUCUGAAAAUUAAGAAGAGGAACAAUUAUUUGACUUGUCCUCAUUUAUGUUUUAGCAAUUAGUGUAAUUAUGUAAAAAGACUUCUUCCUUAUAAAAAUGAUAAUGUACGAAUUUGUGCUGAAAUAUUUGAUCUGUAAUGAACAACAUGACUUUAUCAAACAGUAUUAAUUUGAAAUAUCUUAUAAUGUUAUGUAAAUAAUUUCAAUGUCUCUAAAAUGUUGGACACCAAAUUAGAUUAAGAUUGAACAAAUUAUUGUCAUUUCAAAUAAUUUAAAUUUAUUUUAGCUUCAUUUGGUACAGUUCACUUUUCUUUAGUGUUUAAGGGUUAAUUUAUAUUUAAAAAAUAUAUCACAUUCCCGAUCAUGCAGUUAAAAAUUUAUGCAGAAAGUGCAUUAAAAAGCCCCUAUACAAAUGUUUCUUAGCGAUAUAUAACUCAUUGAUAGCACUAGCAAACCCUCUUAAGUGAUCGUGUCAGCAGGAUUUUCUUUCAAAUAUUUAUUUUCUCUCAUACCGAUUUGACAUUGCGUUAAAUCAUUUCCAUUUCUACAAAAAAAAAUAUUAUAGCACACCACUCCUCGAUAAAUUUUUUCUAAGUAAUAUUGUGAAUAUUCUUAGCAUACCAAUGUGUUUGUUCCAAGGCAUGCAAGAAAAAAAUGAAUAAAACUCAUUGGCUUUUAUGUUUGAAAUUGAAAGUUUGUGUGCUUGUUUUCCUCUAAUAAUUUAACAACCAUAACGAAUAAGAACUAAUUUAAUUGCCUGCGCUAUAGCUGUUACAUGCCGAUUUUUACUCGAAUGUCCAUUGUCACUUGUUCUGAGUACGUAAACGAGCUUACGAAGCACUUGCAUGGCUACCAUUGCCUUCUCUCUUAACUACUAGGUUCCAUUCACACCGAUGUGCUGCCUGGGAAAGUUAUGAUGGAGUCAACAUGGUGCGACAGAAGCGACGCGAUUGACGCGAUGCGACAGUAAAAUAUCGCGGGUAUUGUGAACAUGCGAUUGUCACCCACCCACGCGGUAAACUGAAAUAAACAAUUAUUUAUGAAAUAUUUGUUAUAUUUCAUAGCAACAAAACAAUCAGUCAUCAAUAUGUGAAGUUUUUAUUCCCGCCGCCAUGUUUAAGACAAGUAUUUUCAUUUUAAAGCAAUUUUAAUGUUGAUCUGAAAAAAUCAGUGCGCGUAAACAUUUUCAAAAAUUCUAGUAUAAAUAUAAUCUAACCAUUUUUCUUUUUUAAUAUGCUAUCAAUACACAUGUAUAACCAUCGUUCUAAAACAGAAGUCUAACGCUCAUUUCAAUAACGUCGAGCCUCCAAAGAAAUUAAAAUAGAAAAUUGAUCUAGACAAGAAGUCUGUCAGAUCGACAUUUGCGUAGCGCUGACGUCAUGUGUGUCAAACCAAAUUGGUUUCAAAAAAAAAUUCGCACCGCACUCUUCAAAUCGUGCUCAUCAUGCUGUCGUUAAUCCAGCAUUAAGUUGCUGCUGUUUUUUCCUAUAGACAUUUUGCCAAAUUCAACCCCUAGCAGGUGAAAAUGGGUAAGUAUUAUUAUAAGAUUAAUAACUAGAUCUCCGAAUUAAAUUAAGCAUAAUAAUUUAUUUUGUGUACCAAUAAUAAAAUUACGACAACUACCAAUCACAAUUUUAUCAUUUUUUUUUUUCAAAAUUCAACCCCUAAGGGGUGAAAAAGGGGUAAAUAUGAUUUUAAAAUAAUUAAUAAUAUCUCCGAGCUAACCUAGCAUAACAAAAUAUAUUAGGGACUAAUAAUGUAAUAAUAAACACAGCAAUUACCAACCACGAAUUUACGAAUUUGCGAAAUUCCAGCCAUAAGGGGUGAAAAAGGGGUGAAUAUUGUUUUAAGAUAAACAAUUUUAACUGCAAAUUAAUAUAGCAUCUUAUAUAAAAAUCGAUAACAGUUAUAAAAAUACGAAAACUAUCAACCACAAUUUUACCAUUUUGCGAAAUUCAAACCCUAAGUUUGCUAAAAUGUGUAGUUGUGUUUUAAAACAAAAAAAAAUAACACUUCCAAUUCAAUUAGAACUAGAAGUAAGAAACUAAAAAUGAACUUGCAUCUGGAGUUAGUAUUGCUUUUUUUUCCUGCAUUGAAAUUUGUUUUUAAUGGGGGUGAAAAAGGGAUAAUUUUACAUAUAUUUUAAAACUCGUAUCUCCGAAGAUGUAAAUUAAAUGAUAAAACAAUAAACUAAAGAAUGUGUCAAAACGUGUUCUGCAUUGUGACAUUUAAAAAAAUAUAUAAAUAUAGGCCGGUCACUCAAAAUAAUUUUAAACUAGAUAUAAAAAGAACCUUACCAGUUAUCAAAGAAAUUUUUAUCAAACAUAUUGUAUAAAGUUUGAAAAAAAUCAUUCUUUCUAAAAUGUAUAUAUUUUAAAGUUGAAAUUUGUCUUUUGUUUUGGUACUGGAAACUAGUGGCAAAACAAACACUCAAUAAGCAAAAAUACUAUGAAAAUAUACAACUGUCCCAAACAGCAAUGAAGCACUUGUAUCUAAUGAGAAGAUUGUGAUAUUAAGAAAUAGUAAUAAGAGAUUUUCGAUAAGGAAGUUCCAAAUAACUUAUUUAUAAUUAUUGGCUAUAGUAUAAAAAACAAAUAUAAUGAGAAACUUUUAUUUGAAAUUUUUUUAUAAUAUAACCGAAUAACUUUAGACUUAACGAAAAGCAAAAAGGUUUAAAUAUAUAAAGCAAUAUUAAAAAUAAAAUUUUCAUAAAGAUUUUUUUAACUUCGCAACAAAAACAUUUUCAAUUACAUUUGUACACAACAAUGCACUUAAUUUAUAGUACAUCGAAAUAAUAAUAUUGUGUUUAUUAUAUUUAAAAGUUCGCCCAAUUUAUUUACAUGCCCCUGAAAAAACAAGGCCCAUCGUAAUUUAAAUAUUUGUUUUAAUUUUAAAUAAAAACUUUGAGUUUAUGAAUAACAAUAAUAUUUAUAUUGAGUUUUCGUAAAAAUCGAAUCUUAUUUGAAGAUGGUCUGUCAAAACUUAAAUGUAGAUAAACAUAAAUGGUGUACCUACACAAGUAUUCCAUGAAUACGAUGGCUGUACUCAUUAAUUAUGCAAUUUUAUCUACUCUGUAUUUCAGCACUCUUGGUGAUUUCACAAUCUACUUUCAUGACGACUCUUGGUACUUUAAAACCCUGUUCGACUUCAUUAUAUUUUGUGUUCUUAACUGCGUAAGUCACUAAGAAUGAACGUGCACAGAGUCUUUUUUUUUCAAGUACCGAAUUAUCGUUUCUAUGUUUUUAUUCUACAGGUUUAGGUAAAGCUUUACAUUUUUCUUUAACAUGGUUUAAGCUUAUGUUGAAGGAAUAUAUAAAGCUUAUGAUACUCGACAAAUCAUUCUGAAUACCUACUUCAUCAAACCAACACCACAUGCACUUAAAGCAUGAUUUAAUGGUUUCAAGCUCAUUUUGUGACUUAAUUCACGUUUACGGAAUAAUUCCCUUGGGUUAAAUAGAUAGAAAAAGACUGAUACCAUUUUUUAGACCAAUUAAAUAUCUGAGUGGCCCAAAUUGUUGCUAGGGUUUAAUUUAUCACGUUAUCAAUCAAUUUUUAUUUGUUAUGUUUACAAAUUUACCCUUAAAAUGGGUAUUGAUGCCUCGUAACAGGGAAAGUUUUAGUAAUUUUGAGGAUAAUUGUGUUAGUUUACAAGGACUUUUGCUGAAAUUUAGGCCGCCGUUAAGUCUCAAAUCCAAUAUGGCAGCCGGUCAUUGACCCGCGCCCUGCACCCAGCCUGAGGCCUGUGCCAGUCCCGCCGUAAGCACACUACUGAAGUGGAACCAAAGAAGGAUCUGAUAACUAACGGUUAUUUUACAGUAGAUGUUCAAUCACAAUUACUUUGGCGGCAAUGCAUUCCGCACCAAUCAUGUGAAAUGAGCGUGUUGCGUCGCUCACCCGCGUUUGUUCUGCGGCGACUUACCAUCGGACAAUGCUGCAAGCGCGCACUAAACACUAGUGCAUUUUGGCGCAUUGUCAUAACGCCAUGCGUAUUGCGAUUAGAACCCAUGUUGUAACUUUUUUUUUACUUUAAACAGCGGCAAUCUACAACCACUACGAUUAUUUUAUUUUCAAUCAUCUUGUAUAGAGAUAAGUAAGAAAUUAAAAGAAGCACUGCUUCAUAUUGUAGUCUGAAUAUCAUCAAGCCUGGAAAAAAUAAGGGUCUGGCCUUGUACUAGGCCUACUUGUCGGGGCAUAGUAGCAUAGAUUUCACCAGCUGACAACUUAAAACAAUUCAAAUUUAUAUUAAUCUAUAAGUGAAAAUGUAUGAAUCUUAUCAGGAGUACCUUUUAUUCUCUUGGAACUUAAAUGAUUAACAGAAAAUUUAAAGGCCUCUCUUCGCCUGGGAAUACCAAAGAAAUAACCUCAUUAAGACACGGUGUACGUUUUACUAAAUGCUACUUUUACCAUGUAGUCAUGCAGUCCCAAUUGGCAUGCGUAAUUCCUGGAAUAUAUCAAGAUUUGACGCCUGUUAAGAGCUGCAAAUGACUUGUUGGUAAGAUGAAAGAGUGGGAAGAAAAAUUCACAGUGUUUCGGUACGGAAAUGUAUUUCAACGUAAUCUACGAUUACCACUUUUAAAUAAAUCGUAUUCUGUUUUUAAUGUCCAUUGUAAUAGUCAUCCUGAUGAUGGCGUACUGGGGAGAAAAAGCGCUUUUAAACACUUUACUCUAGUAACAGUAUCUUAGCAGUAAGUAUUACUCCUUCAGAGUCUAAUUUUUUACAUCUGUGUUAUACUUAGUAUAUUGGGUCAAUGAUGGCUAUUGAAGAGAUUGGUAACCAACAUUUUAUGAGACUUCAAUGUCUGUCGUGUCACCAUAUGGUGACAUGUCACUUCACUAAUUCUGUUUACUGUAUGUUAUUUCCUUAAUACUUAUUGUGGCAGUUUCAUAGUCAUACCUAUACCCCUCUUCCUGUCUACUUUAUAUUUACUUCGAUAUCCUGUGUGUCAUUCCACUUAAUUGCUGUUUAACUUUUGAAUAAACUACCUGAACUGUAAA